This is a messenger RNA of Huiozyma naganishii CBS 8797, 2706 nucleotides long. RefSeq names its product H(+)-exporting P2-type ATPase PMA1 (gene PMA1). Gene Ontology annotation, cellular component: plasma membrane. Gene Ontology annotation, molecular function: P-type proton-exporting transporter activity; ATP hydrolysis activity; ATP binding. The transcript has a single exon. NCBI's taxonomy places the organism in Eukaryota, Fungi, Ascomycota, Saccharomycetes, Saccharomycetales, Saccharomycetaceae. The coding region runs from base 1 to 2706 and encodes 901 amino acids. The record is from RefSeq and is a predicted model, not a curated record. Gene Ontology annotation, biological process: regulation of intracellular pH; proton export across plasma membrane.
AUGUCUGACGUUGAAGAAAAACCACCUAAGUCAUUCGUUGAAUCCUCCGAUGAGUCCGACGACGACGACAUCGACGCUUUAAUUGAGGAGCUUCAAUCCAACAAUGGUUUGGACGAAGAUUCCUCCUCUGAAGAAGAAGAGCACGUCGCCGCCGGUGAGGCCAGAAACGUUCCAGAGGAAUUGUUGCAAACUGACCCAUCUUACGGUCUAUCUUCCGAUGAAGUCGCCAAGAGAAGAAAGAAGUACGGUUUGAACCAAAUGAACGAGGAAAACGAAUCCUUGGUCGUUAAGUUCUUGAUGUUCUUCAUUGGUCCAAUUCAAUUCGUCAUGGAAGCCGCCGCUAUUCUAGCUGCCGGUUUGUCUGACUGGGUCGAUUUCGGUGUUAUCUGUGGUUUGCUAAUGUUGAACGCUUCUGUUGGUUUCAUCCAAGAAUUCCAAGCCGGUUCCAUCGUCGAUGAAUUGAAGAAGACUUUGGCCAACACCGCCGUCGUUAUCAGAGACGGUGAAUUGAUUGAAGUUGCUGCUAACGAAAUUGUUCCAGGUGACAUCUUGCAAAUGGAAGAUGGUACCAUCAUCCCAGCUGACGGUCGUUUGGUUACUGAAGACUGUUUCAUCCAAAUCGAUCAAUCUGCGAUCACUGGUGAAUCUCUAGCUGUCGACAAACGUUACGGUGACCAAGCUUUCUCCUCCUCCACUGUUAAGAGAGGUGAAGGUUUCAUGGUCGUUACUGCUACUGGUGACAACACUUUCGUUGGUAGAGCUGCUGCUUUGGUCAACAAGGCUUCCAGUGGUCAAGGUCAUUUCACUGAAGUCUUGAACGGUAUCGGUAUUGUGCUAUUGGUUAUGGUUAUUGUUACUUUGUUGUUGGUCUGGACCGCUUGUUUCUACAGAACUGACGGUAUUGUUAGAAUCUUGAGAUACACUCUAGGUAUUACCAUUAUCGGUGUUCCAGUUGGUCUACCAGCUGUCGUUACCACUACCAUGGCUGUCGGUGCUGCUUACUUGGCUAAGAAGCAAGCCAUUGUCCAAAAGUUGUCUGCUAUUGAGUCUCUAGCCGGUGUCGAAAUCUUGUGUUCCGACAAGACCGGUACUUUGACCAAGAACAAGUUGUCUCUACACGAACCAUACACUGUUGAAGGUGUCUCUGCUGACGACCUGAUGUUGACUGCUUGUUUGGCUGCCUCCAGAAAGAAGAAGGGUCUAGACGCUAUCGACAAGGCUUUCUUGAAGGCUUUGGCUCAAUAUCCAGUUGCUAAGGGUGCUUUGACCAAGUACAAGGUCUUGGAAUUCCACCCAUUCGACCCUGUCUCCAAGAAGGUUACUGCUGUUGUUGAAUCCCCAGAAGGUGAAAGAAUCAUUUGUGUCAAGGGUGCCCCAUUGUUCGUCUUGAAGACUGUCGAAGAGGACCACCCAAUUCCAGAAGAUGUCCACGAAAAUUACGAAAACAAGGUUGCUGAAUUGGCCUCCAGAGGUUUCAGAUCUCUUGGUGUUGCCAGAAAGAGAGGUGAAGGUCACUGGGAAAUCUUGGGUGUCAUGCCAUGUAUGGACCCUCCAAGAGACGACACUGCCGAAACUGUUAGUGAAGCUAGAAACUUGGGUCUAAGAGUCAAGAUGUUAACUGGUGAUGCUGUCGGUAUUGCUAAGGAAACUUGUAGACAAUUGGGUUUGGGUAGUAACAUUUACAACGCUGAAAGACUAGGUCUAGGUGGUGGUGGUGACAUGCCAGGUUCCGAAUUGGCCGAUUUCGUUGAAAACGCCGAUGGUUUCGCUGAAGUUUUCCCUCAACACAAGUACAAGGUUGUUGAGAUUCUACAAAACAGAGGUUACUUGGUUGCUAUGACUGGUGACGGUGUUAACGAUGCUCCAUCUCUAAAGAAGGCUGACACUGGUAUUGCUGUUGAAGGUGCUACUGAUGCUGCUAGAUCUGCUGCUGAUAUUGUUUUCUUGGCUCCUGGUUUGUCCGCUAUUAUCGAUGCUUUGAAGACCUCCAGACAAAUUUUCCACAGAAUGUACUCUUACGUCGUCUACCGUAUCGCUUUGUCUCUACAUUUGGAAAUUUUCCUGGGUCUAUGGAUUGCUAUUUUGAACCAGUCUUUGAACAUUGACUUGAUUGUUUUCAUUGCUAUUUUCGCUGAUGUUGCUACUUUGACCAUUGCUUACGACAACGCUCCAUUCUCCCAAAAGCCUGUUAAGUGGAACUUGGCAAGACUAUGGGGUAUGUCCAUCAUCCUAGGUAUUAUUUUGGCUAUCGGUUCUUGGAUUGCUUUGACCACCAUGUUCUUGCCAAAGGGUGGUAUUGUCCAAAACUUCGGUUCGAUUGACGGUAUUAUGUUCUUGGAAAUUUCCUUGACUGAAAACUGGUUGAUUUUCAUUACCAGAGCCGUUGGUCCAUUCUGGUCUUCCAUUCCAUCGUGGCAAUUAACUGGUGCCGUCUUCGCUGUCGACAUCAUCGCCACUAUGUUCACUCUAUUCGGCUGGUGGUCUCAAAACUGGACCGACAUUGUUACUGUCGUCCGUGUCUACAUCUGGUCCAUUGGUGUCUUCUGUGUCAUGGGUGGUUUCUACUACGAAAUGUCUACCUCUGAUGCUUUCGACAGAUUGAUGAACGGUAAGUCGCUCAGAAAGCACGACAAGCCAACGAGAUCUUUGGAAGAUUUCAUGGCUGCCAUGACCAGAGUUUCCACUCAGCACGAAAAAGAAAACUAA